Trichomonas vaginalis G3 is the source of this 3642-nucleotide messenger RNA. RefSeq names its product sulfite reductase (ferredoxin) protein. Gene Ontology annotation, molecular function: thiamine pyrophosphate binding; iron ion binding; oxidoreductase activity, acting on the aldehyde or oxo group of donors. Gene Ontology annotation, biological process: electron transport chain; response to oxidative stress. Bases 1 to 3642 code for a protein of 1213 amino acids. Lineage: Eukaryota; Parabasalia; Trichomonadida; Trichomonadidae. The transcript has a single exon. The record is from RefSeq and is a predicted model, not a curated record.
AUGACUCUUAAUCAGACAACAAGAUUUGCAUCCAAGCUCGUCCCUAUGGACGGAAAUGCUGCUGCAGCACAUGUUGCAUACAACAUGUCUGAAGCUUCCUUCCUUUAUCCAAUUACCCCAUCUACACCAAUGGGUGACCAAUACGACAAAUGGUCAUGCGCUGGUAAAAAGAACAUUUGGGACAGAGUUCCAAUUGUUCGCGUUCUUCAAUCAGAAGCUGGCGCUGCUGGCGCAUUACACGGCGCAGCUUCCGUUGGUACAUUCACAUGCACAUUUACAGCUUCUCAGGGCCUUCUUUUAAUGAUUCCAAACAUGCUCAAGACAGCUGGUGAACUUUGGCCAACAGUUUUCCACGUUGCAGCUCGUGCUGUUUCAACACAAGCUCUCUCCAUCCAAGGCGAUCACGCAGAUGUUAUGUGUGUUAAGAACACAGGCUUCGCUAUGCUCUGCUCAUCAACAAUCCAAGAAGUCAUGGACCUUGCCGCCGUUUCUCAUAUGUCCACAGUUGACUCCGAAAUCCCAUUCGUUCACUUCUUCGAAGGCUUCAAACUCUCUCACCAGAUCGACUCCAUCGAGCCAAUCACAAAGGAGCAGAUGAAACAGUUAAUGCCAUUCGAUAAAUUAAACGAAAUCCGCAGACGCGCUCUUAACCCACAGCAUCCAAUUAUUCUCGGCCACUCACAAGGCCCAGACGCCUACUUCCAGACAGUCGAACUCGCAAACCCAUACUACGAUGCUAUUCCAAAGAUUGUUCAGAACAACUUCAACAAGCUCGCUAAGCUCACAGGCCGCCAGUACAAGCUCUUCGACUACUACGGCCAUCCAGAAGCUACAGACGUCAUCGUUUGCAUGGGUGCUGCUGCUCCAGUCAUCAAGGAGACAAUCGACUUCAUGGCCGGUGACAAGGUUGGUCUUGUUAUCCCACACCUCUUCCGCCCAUGGUCAAUGGAAGAUUUCAUCCGCGCACUUCCACCAACAGUCAAGAGAAUCUCCGUUCUUGAUCGUUCCAAGGAUCCAGCAGCUGAGGCAGAGCCACUCUUCCUCGACGUUGCUUUCACAUGCAAGCAGCUUAACCACCCAGCCAAGGUCACUGGUGGCCGCUACGGUCUUGCAUCACGUGAAUUCACACCACUCCACGCCAAGGCUGUCUUCGACAACAUGAGAAAGGAGAAGCCAAUCGAGCGCUUCACAGUCGGCAUAACAGAUGAUGUCACACACCUUUCAUUGACACCAGGCAAGCUCCCAGGCUUCGGACCAGCCAAGCGCUCCAUCCAGGCCAUCUUCUGGGGCCUCGGUGGUGAUGGCACAAUCGGCGCCAACAAGGCCGCUAUCAAGGCAGCCAUUGACGUCAUGGGAAUGCACGCACAGGGCAACUUCUCAUACUCCGCAGAUAAGUCAAACUCACUCACACGUUCAUACCUCAGAUUCGACUCCAAGCCAAUUACAGCCCAAUAUACAAUCCUCGAAGCACAGUUCGUCGGCUGCACAUUACCAGCCUACGUUACAAAGUACCCAAUGGCCGACAAGCUCGCUCCAAACGGCUCAUUCUUCUUGAACUGCCCAUGGGACACAGUCGAACUCCUCGAGAAGAACCUUCCAGCCAAGUUCCGCCGCCAGCUCGCAAAGAAGAACGCCAGACUCUUCGUCUGCGAUGCUACAGCUGUCGCUGAGAAGUGCGGCAUGCACGGCAAGAUCUCCACAAUUGUCCAGGCCUGCUUCUACCAGCUCUCCGGCCUUCUUGGCGAGGACUGGCUCAAGGUCACAGACAAGUGGAUCGAGAAGGAGUUCUCCAGACUCGGCGAGAAAGUUGUCAACAACAACAAGUUGUCUGCAAGAGAAGGUGUCAAGGCUCUCAAGGAGAUCAAAAUCCCAGCAUCAUGGGCCGAAGCAGUUGAUGCUCCAGGCGCAUUCAAGGACCAUAACUUCAUCUCAUUCCUUGAAGAGAAGACACACGAGAAGCCAAAGGUUGUCUCCGAUGUCAUCGAGCCAUGCGUUGCCACAGCCGGCGCUGGCCUUCCAGUUUCUGCAUUCCAGCCAUGCCUUGGUGGUGUUUCUCCACUCGGCACAUGCUCAUGGCUCAAGAAGGGUCUCAGCCCAAGAAUGCCAUUGUGGGACGAGAAGAAGUGCAUCCAGUGCAACAUGUGCGGUGCUACAUGCCCACACUCUGUCAUCCGCCCAUACUUACUCGACCAGCAAGAGGUCAAGAACAUCCCGAAGGAGUUGAAGGACCUCUCAUUACUCGACGCAAAGGGUGCUGAUGUCAAGGGAUUCAAGUACAGGAUCGAAGUUUCUCCAUACGACUGCGUUGGCUGCGAGUUGUGCGUCAACCACUGCCCAGCUGGAGCUCUCUCCAUGACAGAGAUCCGCUCUGAGAAGGGCAUGAAGCGCGCUACACACCACAACGACAUGUUCAUCUGGCUCAACGACAAGUGCAAGAACCACGGCGAUGUCAUCAAGAACAAGUUCAACAUCCGUGGCUCACAGUUCCAGAAGCCAAUGAUCGAGUUCCCAGGCUCAUGCGAGGGCUGCUCCGAGACAAUGAUCACAAAGAUCAUCACACAGCUCUUCGGCAAGAGAAUGGUCAUCGCCAACACAUCCGGCUGCUCAUCAGUUUGGGGCGGUGCCUUCCCACGUAUUCCAUUCAUCACAGACGAGAACGGCCGCGGUCCAGCUUGGGCACGUUCUCUCUUCGAAGAUAACGCUGAAUUCGGCUACGGCCAGGCUGUCGGCAUGGAGUUACGCCGUUGCCACCUCAAGGACGAUGUCGACGACUUCCUCAAGGACCAGAAGAAGUGCGCUAAGGUCUCUAAGGAACUUGUCGACCUCCUCAAGAAGUGGAGCGAUAAGUGGCUCGAUGGUGAUAAGUCCCUCAGAUUAGAACAGCCAAUCCUCAAGGCAAUCAAGGAGAACAUGAACGACGACCUCAAGAGAAUCGUCGAGAACAACGAUCUCUGGGUCAAGCCAUCCAACUGGAUCCUCGGUGGUGAUGGCUGGGCAUACGAUAUCGGCUUCGGCGGCUUAGACCACAUCAUGGCUUCCGGCAAGAACUUCAACGUCCUUGUCUUCGAUAACGAAGUCUACUCCAACACAGGCGGCCAGCAGUCCAAGGCCACAAACAUCGGCGCUGUUGCACAGUUCGCAGCAAACGGCAAGGACACACCAAAGAAGGACCUCGCCUGGAUGAUGAUGAACUACGGCAACUGCUACGUCGCACAGUGCGCAUUCGGCAACCAGAAGGAGAUGAACCACUUCAUCAAGUGCCUCAAGGAAGCCGAAGAUUUCAACGGACCAUCCCUCAUCGUCUGCUACUGCAACUGCAUCUUGCACCACAUCCGCGGCGCUCUCGGUGCUGGCGGUAAGGGAGGCAUCACUGCUCAGCGCCUCGCCGUCGACUCCGGCUACUGGCCACUCUUCUCUUACGAUCCACGUAGAGAGAAGGAAGGAAAGAACCCAAUCGAGAUGUUCUCAAGAACACCAGAUGAGAAGAAGCUUGACGAAUUCCUCGAUAUGCAGGUCAGAUACAACCAGCUUAAGAGACAGCACCCAGAGGAGUUCACAAAGAUGAGAUCUGAACUCCAUAAGCAAGUAGUCCGUAGAUACCAGAAGUAUGUCAACCUUGCACGUGUUUUUGAAACAAAGUGA